ACCGGAUGUAGAAUUUUUACUCUCAGACUGUCGUCCGCCAUUUUCAGCACAGUAUCGCUCGAGUCCUUUCUGUUAUUUGAUUUGCUAAAAUAACAAACUUAGUUUGCAGAACUUGUCUGUGGAAAGACAGUCUUUUGUUGCCCUCUGAAAAUGUCUAACGAGCAGGCCGAAAUCGCGAUCGAGAAUGCAAAUCAGCCGCCGGAGCAGCAGCAGGGAGAAAUGAAUGGAAAAGCCAAGCCCGAGUCCAAUCUGAGCAGGAAGGAGAGACCUCAGAAGAGGGGUGGAGGUGGCCGAUUUGAACCCUAUGGCAACAUAAACAAACGAUACCGCGUGGUUGUCAGCAACAUUCCCUAUGAUGUGAAAUGGCAAACCCUUAAAGACCUGAUGAAAGAAAAAGUGGGUGAGGUAACGUACGUGGAACACUUAAUGGACGCAGAAGGCAAAUCAAGGGGUUGUGCUGUGGUUGAGUUCAGGACUGAAGAGCUAAUGAAGAAGGCUGUGGAAAAAGUUAACAAGCAUAAUCUAAAUGGAAGACCUCUUAAAGUGAAAGAAGAUCCUGAUGGAAUCAUUUCACAAAGGGAGAUUAGCAAAUGUCAAGGUGGAGGUCCACCAGUAGGCCCUGGCGGAAUGGGUGGAAUGGGUGGAAUGGGCGGUAUGGGGGGAAUGGGAGGAAUGGGGGGAAUGUUGGGAGGAAUGGGUGGUGGGAUGGACCGUAUGGGUCCUGGACCAAGUGGUCCCAUGGUCAGUAUUCCUCCCAGCUUGAUGAACAACCCAAACAUCCCCAAUGAGGUCAUCCACGGUCUCCAGGCUGGCAGGAUUGGAAGCACUGUAUUUGUGGCAAAUCUGGACUACAAAGUUGGUUGGAAGAAGCUGAAAGAAGUGUUCGGCAUGGCCGGCAUGGUGGUCAGGACGGACAUUCUGGAGGACAAGGACGGGAAAAGCAGAGGGAUGGGCACUGUAACAUUCGAAAUGCCAAUCGAAGCGGUCCAAGCUGUCUCCAUGUUCAAUGGGCAGCUUUUAUUCAACCGGACCAUGCAUGUCAAACUGGAUGAAAAAUCUCUUCCCAAAGACUUUGGACCACCAGACAGAUCAGCUGCUUUGCCUCGUGGCCUCAGCGGUGUUGGUUUAGGUCUAGGACCUGGUGGUCAGCCUAUUGAUGCUACCCAGCUCAACAGAGGCGGUGGAGGCGGCAUGGGGAACAUGGGUCCAGGAGGAAUGGAUGGAAUGGGAUUUGGCAACAUGGGAGGUCGCAUGGGAGGAGGUGGAGGAAUGGAUAACUUUGGCGGAAUGAACAACAUGGACCGUUUUGGCUCUUCUGGGAUGGGCAGAAUGAAUGAGAUGGACCGUGGGAUUGGUGGUGCUUUUGACAGGGAAUUUGGGAGAAAUGAAAUGGGAAUGUCUCGGAAUAAUUUUGGAGACUCCUUUGAAAGAGGAAUGGGGAACUCUAUGGGUAUGGACCGCAUGGGUUCUGGAAUGGAUCGUCUGGGAGGCAACAUGGAUCGCAUGGGAGGGAUGGACAACCGAAUGGGUAUGGACAGGAUGGAUCGGGUGUCUGACCUGGACCGGAUGGGAACCGGAUUUGACCGCAUGGGCUCUGGGAUGGACCGGUUGGGGCCAGGAAUGGACCGGCUCGGUCCAGGCCUGGACCGCAUGGGCUCUGGGAUGGAUCGCAUGGGCCCUACUGGGUUUGAUCGCUUGGGCUCAUCAAAUUUGGAUCGUAUGAGCAGCAACAUGGACUUCAGCUCCCCGAUGGGAAUGGAUCGGAUGGGCAACACCGGCCUCGACCGAAUGGGAAGCAGCUUCGACCGCAUGGGAUCCACAGGUGGCAUUGACCGCUUUCCCCCCGGCGGCCUGGACCGCAUGAACUCCGGCAUGGAUCGGAUGGGAUCUGGAGGUGUGGGGGGUCAGUUUGAUCGCUCCGGUGAUGUGAAUCGGGGAUUUGGUGGGAACUCCUUCGGUGGAGCCGGAGGUGCAGGGCCUGGAACUGGAGGUGGCAAUCUGAGGAAGGGAUGCCAAAUCUUUGUUAGAAACCUCCCAUUUGAUUUUACCUGGAAGAAUCUGAAGGAUACUUUCAACACCUGUGGUAUGGUCCAGUACGCUGAUAUAAAGAUGGAGAAUGGGAAGUCCAAGGGCUGCGGCGUGGUUCGCUUCGACAGCCCUGAGACCGCGGAGCGUGCGUGCCGGACCAUGAACGGCUUUCGGCUGAGUGGGAGAGAGAUCGACGUGAGGAUCGACAGGAACGCAUAAGCAAACCUGUUUCAUGAAGGACAUUUAUUUUAGUCCAUAAUGUCCAAACACUGCUUCACCUGGAUUUCCCUCCACUGCUCUUGUUUUGGUAGUUUCUGUAACAACAAACAGGAUAUUUUAGUUAGCAGUUUGUAGCAGUCAAUGUAUUCUUAGUUUUUGUCCUUUCAAUUUUAUGAGACCAAAUUUUUAAUUUUUGCCAUGCUUCUAUUGUUAGUUCUUUUUGGUCUGCAGGUUGUUUUGAAAAUAAAACCUCAAUUUCAGAAA
This is a messenger RNA of Oryzias melastigma (Indian medaka), 2511 nucleotides long. RefSeq names its product heterogeneous nuclear ribonucleoprotein M (gene hnrnpm). The record is from RefSeq and is a predicted model, not a curated record. Bases 151 to 2247 code for a protein of 698 amino acids. Gene Ontology annotation, biological process: alternative mRNA splicing, via spliceosome; regulation of mRNA stability involved in response to oxidative stress. The transcript is spliced from 16 exons. Gene Ontology annotation, cellular component: cytoplasm; nucleus; post-mRNA release spliceosomal complex. NCBI's taxonomy places the organism in Eukaryota, Metazoa, Chordata, Actinopteri, Beloniformes, Adrianichthyidae. Gene Ontology annotation, molecular function: mRNA binding.